Staurois parvus is the source of this 264-nucleotide messenger RNA. Lineage: Eukaryota; Metazoa; Chordata; Amphibia; Anura; Ranidae. The record is from the annotation of a GenBank genome assembly.
AACUAGUGGCGUCCCGAGGCAGGUGCGGGGGUGUAGUCUGCACGGGGUGACACCGACUGCACGGGGUGACACCAGACCCGCUCCACAAAAAGGUAAGUUGUAAAGAAAGCUGACAAUCCCCGCAGGAUGGAUCGCAUCUGCGGAUUGAGGAUAAUGGGUCAGAGACCGAUCCAUUAUCCUCAAUCCGCAGAUCCGAUUCAUUCUGCGUGGAUCGUCGGAGGGGGUGUCACCAAGUGUUACCACACCGGGUGACACCAACCCUAG